AUGUCAAAAAAUGCCAGGGUGAAUGUAAUUGGUGCCGGUGUUAUUGGCCUUACCUCUGCAUUACUUCUUCAAAGAAAUGGUUAUCAAGUUAAGAUUCUUGCUAAACAUUUUCCUGGAGAUUUAAGUAUUAAUUAUACUAGUCCUUGGGCUGGUGCCGGUUGGCUUCCAAGUCUUAUUCUUGAGAAAAGAUUACAAGAAUUUCAAGCUGUAGGUUUCAAAAUAUUUUGGACAUUAAGCGAAAUUCCUGAUACCGGUGUAAAGAAGUUUCUUCUCUUAGAUUUUCUUGAAUCCGAACCUAAAUUUGAAAAUGGUGAAUGUUGGAUAAAAAACGUAGUUCCUGAUGUGUUUACAAUCAAUGUCGAUAAAUAUUUACAUUGGUUAUUAAAUCAAUUUACUUCUGCCGGUGGUAAAACUCAACGAAUUUACAUUAAUCAUAUAAAUGAAUUAAUGGAAAACAAUAAUGUAGAUGUCAUAGUGAAUUGCACUGGUAUUGGAGCUAAAACAUUAGGUGGGGUAGAUGAUCUAAAUGUAUUUCCUUCGAGAGGUCAAACAAUAUUGGCUUGUGCUCCUCAUAUUAAAAAAGUUUAUAAUUGUUAUGGAGGUAAAGAAUUUACUUAUGUUAUUCCCAGAGAUAAUGAUAUUGCAAAAUCAAUUAUUAAACGAUGUGUUGGACUCGUUCCUGAAUUAAUACCAAAUGAUAGUAGGAAUAAUGCAUCCUUACAAAAUUUGAAAAUAAUAAGUCAUUAUGUUGGAUUAAGACCCUCAAGAAAAGGGGGUAUUAGAAUUGAAAUCGAAUCAAGGAAAAAUGAAAAAGGAAGAGAAAUUAUUAUUUUGCAUAACUAUGGUCAUGAUGCACAUGGUUAUUCUUUUAGUUGGGGAACAUGUCAAAAAGCAUUAGAAUUGCUUGAAUAA
Scutellospora calospora is the source of this 912-nucleotide messenger RNA. The record is from the annotation of a GenBank genome assembly. NCBI's taxonomy places the organism in Eukaryota, Fungi, Glomeromycota, Glomeromycetes, Diversisporales, Gigasporaceae.